CCAGACUUUAUCUUUGGUUCUAAUUCUGUCGUGAAUAUUGCCAACAGUGUAGGUCUCUCUUUUCCUGAUGUUGAGGACUGGCUUUGUGUUGAAAAUGAGCACCCAAAUUCAACACAGUUGUCCAACGAGUAAAUUUUAGAGAGUGUUGUUGGACAAUCUUAUUUCAAAUAUGAAAGAAGCAGCAAUGACGAAGAUGAAGGCCAAGAUGAGAACAUUUUUUUAAACUCUGAAGCCAUUGAAAGUUUUAAUAAGUGUUUAUUACAGAUGGAAAGACAGAACAAUGCUGACACUAUCCAGAUUAUGCAGCUUUGAAGAAUGAUGGAACUCUCAAUGCACACACAAUGUUCUUCUUUGAGACAAACUGACUUCAACAUUUUAGGCUGAUGUUAAAACAUUUUUCAUUAAUUUAAAUUUUUUAAUACACACCUGUAGAGAUAUUCACAAUGGAUAGUGAAGGUAUAGACCAUAUAUUUUUCAAACCAAUUUGUAAAUGUUUUGUUUCAUGAUUAAAUGAUGCUUUCUUAAUUUAAUCAGUGUUUAUCCCUCAUUAAUAUUCAUAUUCUCGAUUAUCUGGACUUUUUCGUCAAGUCCCUAUAUAUCUCCUAGGGAGAUAAACAGUUAUAUAUAAAGAUGCUUUAUGACCACAGAGCCUGCAAUUUAUUACAAUCAAACUUUGAUUAUCUAGACCUCUAUCAUCUGGAUUUUUCAAAUAUCCAGACUUGUUUCUCUGAUCCAAUUUUAUAUGAAUAUUAAUACAUCACAUUUGAGAUUGAAACAAAUUUUUUUUAUAUCAAAGAACAUGGGAUUAAACUCCCAUUGGAACUGAAUUUAUUCCACUUUUCGAAGCUGUCAAAUGUUUUUUUUAAUGUUUUAAUAAGCAUUUGACAUGGCAGGAAAAACAAAACAAACUGAUUUUCACCAACAUUUUCAGUUGCUGAAAAAUGUUUUGGUCAGCUUUAAUAACUUUUUGUAAACACUUUUGGCAAAUGUUAGCAGUUUAUACACGAUAAUUUGAGAUUUGCUUUAAUUCUUCAUAAUAUUGCUAAGUAAUCUCUUUUGAGUGAUGCAUUUUAUUCUUGGCUCAUUAAACUUCAUAGUUAGAUUAUCCUGACUCUGGACUAUCCAAUGUGGAUAUUUGAGGUUCAAUUGUGACUAAAAAUGGAAAAAACCUUUGAAAAGUGUUUAGUUUGAACUUUCAUUGGUGCAAAAUAAAAUAAAAAAGACAGGAGAAGAACAGAGGAAGGCAUCUGCAGCUUGUCAGAUCCUGUCUUUUUUGUUUACAAAUUUUAUUGUGAGUUAUUAUAAAUCAAAUGAUAACUCCUAUUUGUUCUUUUAGGAGUAGUGCUGUUUUCGUGCCCAACAGAGAGAGGAUUCAAAUUCGUUAUACUGAUUACAUAAAUGUCAAUGAUAUGUGACAUUUCCUAUUAGUUGCUUUUUUGAGAAAUGCAGGGUUUUUAUAGAGAAAAAAAGUUAAAAUUUAUAAUCUGGCUAAAAUAUUGGUAGCACUUUCCAAUUAAAACUGAUGAUUGUUACCAGCUAUGAACAAUUCAGAUGGGAUGUUGAGUUAAUACCAACAUAAAAAUAACUACACCCACACUCCAGACAAACUGGCUGGAAAUUAUGCAAAUUAAAUAACAACACAAAAAGGUUUGUUAUAGCAAAAAAAAAAAAACCGCAUCAAAAAAACAUCUCAUGAGCCAGAGAAAAAAUUAGCCCCUCAAGUAAACAGCAAAUACCGAAUGUUUGGUGAGUUUAGUUUCCAAGUAUUUUUACAAAAGCUAAAUAAUUUAAUUUAAUCAGCACAAUUUGUGACCUUCCAGAAAAAUCCAGUUUAAUUCCAUGAAAGUAGUGUUUUCCAAACAAUAUAGCUCUGGUUCAUUGCCAAACAAAGUUUAUGUUGGCAAGGAUGGAAAAAUUCCCAGAAGGUAAGAUUACCAAAUGAACAGUCAAAAACACAACUCACAAAUGACCACUAAUAAAUGAUACAAAUUUAGGAUCAAUUUACAUAUCAUUGCAAAAGUGCAAGAUAAAAUUAACAAGAAUGCCUCUAACAUUGAUUUUGGGAGAAAAACGAAUUAAAUUCUACCUGAGAGAUAUUUCUUAGUAUUAUUUGAGGGGUUCCACUAGCUGAAAGGUCACCACAACCACCUACUAGAGAUAAAAUUAACUUUAUUAAUUAAGGGUAAAAAUGUUCUGGACUUUGAUAAUCAACCGCUUAGUACAGGGUGGCCACUUAAUAUAGUGCUGGUUGAUAUAGUUUUGACUGUACACCUUUCUUUGACAAAAUAUGCGAGACACUCUGAAGAUGUUAGUAUAAUUUUGUGAUCUUAAUUUUUGAAAAGGAGAAAUUCAAACCUGAGUUUGGUAGAUUAUAGCAACAAAAUGAAAAUGGCAAGUUUGUAAUUUUUCCCUCUCUAUAUUUGCAAGUAAUACUUCAAAUAUAUUUGAAGGCUUUGGUGCAAAAGGGCAUGCACUCAUAUUUUCAUUGUUUGCUGUUACAAGCUAAUUUUUAUCAAACUAAAGUAUUUUGACAUAAAAAGCAUUUUUCCUUCACUGUCAAGGCUGAUUUUAAAAGGAACCACCUCACAAAAAAACAGAAUUUCUGGAUAAAUGUUACAUUAUAAAUAAUGAAGCACAUAUCAUCCCUGAAAAUACUGAAGGACCUGUUAUGACAGGUUUGAUCUGUUGUAAGUAGUUCCAUGCAGUGCAAUUUCUGGACUAAACACUAGAUCCCAGUUAAAUGCCAGCCUCAUAUCAAUGAUGGAGCAAAUUAAAACCUCCCAUUCAGAAAUAAAACUGUGCAAGCAUUUAAUUGAGGCCCCAGGAUUGGGUCAAGAUCCCAGCCUUUAUUUGAUGCUAAGCUAACAGGUAAUUUCACUUAUAGAAAAGCACAGUUACUGAUUCCAUAUGUGUGAUUGUUUAAUUGAAAGUAACAGCACUUGCAAAGGGGUAAAUGAGAGUUUGCUGGAACUGGAUGCAAUAAAAAAUGUAGACAUUUUGUCCACCUAACCCUAGGUCUCAGAUGAUGGAGAGUAAAAAAAUCAUCUAAAAAAAUUGCACUUGAUUGAUAAACACCACACCCUAGUUAAAUACUUGCAUCAUACAAGCACUAGGCUCACCAGCCAAGUUGGAAAUAAACACCUCAGGGAUUUCACUGAUAAAUUAUGGAAAAUUAUAUUCCUUAAUACUUACGGCACCAAUGUAGGUAGACCAAAUUCAAAUUGAGCCACCUAAACAAAUUCUUUUUUAUGAGCCACAGUGGUAACAAAAGAAGCUGAACACAGUUGAUGAUUACACCACUAGCUAAGAAGACAGUAACCAGCCACAACCAUAUCAGAGGAAAUUUCUUUAUACUGUGUUUAGGUGCCAUCGUACUUAUAAACCAGUUAAAACUCCUUUCCCAGUUCUAUCCUAAAAAAAGAAAAAAAGAUUUACAAAACUUGACAAAAACAUUGUUUCAUUCUCUCUCAGAUCUUUAAUCCUACAAACUCUAAGAGUGACCAGGAACUAAUUUCUCCUGACAGCAACAUUGUUGAAUCAUUCAUUAAGAUCAUGAGAACAGAGGAAAUGACGACCAUGUUUGAGAAGUACAAUGAAAGAACACUACUCUCUCACUUAUUGGAAACCUGAUCUAAAUAUUACGUCAGUUUUUUUCUACCUCUCUGGUUGGAUACAUGUUAGGUGUGAAAGAUUCCAUGCCACAGGCUCUACCUUCAUGCAUAAAUUUCAGAUUUGCAAACUUGUUGUGUUAGCUGUAUUGCCUGCUACAUUGUUGAGAUCACUUGCCACAUUUGUACACCCAUCUGUGAGCAACUCAUGUCAGAAAAGGCUGUUCACAUUUAUAGGCAUGUCCUAACUUAUAUUCUGCAGAAUCUUUCAUGAUUUUGGAUACUGCUGCCUCAAUUGUUUGAAUUACAAUAAAAGGCCUUAAAUAACUAAUUGGAGAGAUCAACUCUAAAUCAACAGUUAAAACAACAGGAUUGAUCCUUUACUUUCAAUUGUUUUUUGAUUAUCUUGAUUUUUUUUGGACAGUUAUCAUAACUGUGGAUAGUUUGUUUUGUUGUUCUCUUGCUUACUUUGAUUUCUUAUAUUACCACUGCUCUUCUGUGCUUCUGUUGUAUUUUAUUCAAAUUGUUUAUGAAUUGGUUUACUGCAAUCUUUUAAAGUUAGGUGAUUUCAUGAAGUAUUUGUGAAGUGGGAAUUCCAAUUGAACAACAAACAUUUGCUACUGAAGAUGACAUGAAGACAUCAAAACUUCUUUAGCAGACUAAAAAUGUUGUCACUCUGUUCAUUUUCCCACAGUGUUGAUAUUUUUAACUCGUCAUAAAGACAUUACUAAUUUUUCAGCUUCCCCUUGACUAGGUGACCGCCAGUGGAAAGCAUUUUAACUGUGGUUGGGUUAAAAAACCACAAAAGUCAUAUGUAAUCGAUGAAACGUGUCUACUUGCAAGGAAAAACAGGAAGUGUGUCUCACUUUCUCAAAGUGAACAUUGUUUUACCAUAAUUCAGCCAUGUAGAGAUUUGAAUUGUUUUGGCCAAAAAAUUAAUUACCAUAUGUCCCCUCCCAUAGAUUGAGUGCUCAUACAUAUCAAAAAUUGUCUUGGAAACAAACAUUUUUGUACCAGAUAUGGAAACAUGAUCAUCGGGCUCUCUCGCAGCCAAAAUAUUACUUAACAAAGGAAUAGAGGUUUGUGCUAAUGUCUACCAUAAUUUCCUGUAAGGUGUUGCAGAUAUAAUCAUCUCACCCCUAUAAUGGACUUUUAAAAUACACCUAAAAACCACUGAAGACAGAUUUUUAUUUUGCUGAGAACAUCCCCUAGGGUGACUGUCUAAAAUAAAUCCUGAAAUAAAUUCAAGUCUCUGAUCUAUUUGACAAUGUAAUAUAUCUCUGUCAAUUAAAGAUGGCCCAGGAGGGAACCCUCAGGUAAUUGUGGAUGCGUCACAUGGAAAGACAUAA
Molecule: messenger RNA, 4957 nt
Organism: Pocillopora meandrina
Lineage: Eukaryota; Metazoa; Cnidaria; Anthozoa; Scleractinia; Pocilloporidae
Source: the annotation of a GenBank genome assembly